AUGGCGGCGGCGGGAGGCGGCGCGAUGGUGGUCUCGGAGUCAGGUCAUAUAAGCGCAAGCGGAGGAGCGAUGGGCGUGGACAAGAAGGAGAAGGAGCUCAUAAAUAGGAAGAAGGCGCCGAGAGCCGCAAGAUCAUCUGCGCCGCGCCAAGCAAGACGCCCAGAGUACAACGCCUGUGAGAAGGAGCUUGUGCAGCUCAAGCGUGAGGCCCGGCUAAAGGGUGGGUUCUAUGUGAGCCCAGAGGCCAAGCUUCUAUUUGUGGUCCGCAUCCGUGGUAUCAAUGCCAUGCACCCCAAGACCCGCAAGAUCUUGCAGCUCCUUCGUUUGAGGCAGAUCUUCAAUGGUGUCUUCCUCAAGGUUAACAAGGCAACCAUUAACAUGCUCCGCAGGGUGGAGCCAUAUGUUGCAUAUGGGUAA
Messenger RNA from Miscanthus lutarioriparius, 417 nucleotides. NCBI's taxonomy places the organism in Eukaryota, Viridiplantae, Streptophyta, Magnoliopsida, Poales, Poaceae. The record is from the annotation of a GenBank genome assembly.